AUGCGGUUUGGCGUGCACCUCCUGGGCCUCUGUGCUCUGUCUGGCUUUAGCACAGCAGCACCAUCGUCACCGAACCCAGAGCUUGAGCAGCGACGGGUUCUGAGCGGUAUCGUUAAUGGUGUCGAUAAUGCCUUGAGUGCGACGAUCAGCGGGCUUCUCGGCUCUCUCCGCAAGGCUAUUGACAGUGGCGAUAGGCAAAAGACCCUUGAUGUUUUGCAAAAGCUGAAGUCCACGAAGAAGCCAAAGAACGUCAGCGAUGCCAACAAAGUGUUGAAGGCCGUUGUGGACUCCAAGCCUAAGGAUAUUGUUGAGUAUACCGGUCGCUUGAUUGCGAAUGGCAUCAUUGCUGGGGAUACAGUCGAUCUCUUUAGUUAUGCUAAAGGCCUUGUCAGUCCCGAGAAUGGAAGCAACAACAAAAACCGCAAUCCGCCAAAGGGUAAAUCGAUCUACCCCAAGGUAUUGAAAUGCGAUGCUUCAUACACAGUCCCCGAAGCAAAGCUGCGCGCUGCCAUCUAUAUCCCAGACACAUUCACGUAUGGUAGAUUGCCUCCUGUCAUUCUGUUUCCCGGUACUGGAUCCACUGGGUACACCACGUUCCGUGGAAACUUCAUCCCGCUGCUGACGGGAGUGAACUGGGCCGACCCUGUUUGGGUAAAUGUGCCUGGACUUCUACUCGACGAUGCCCAGACCAACGCCGAGUACGCCGCUUAUGCGCUGAACUACAUCGCUGCUAUAUCAAAGCGAAAUGUUCAAAUCAUUGGCUGGUCUCAAGGCAACAUCGACAUCCAAUGGGCGUUCAAGUACUGGCCCUCAACACGCAAGGUCACAGAAGACCAUGUUGCUGUCAGUGCAGAUUACAAGGGCACUAUCCUCGCCAACUUUGUCGAUAUCUCUGGUAUUACCAACACACCUGCCGUUGUGCAACAAGAAGCCGGCAGCAACUUCAUCAGAACGCUGCGCUCGGGUGGCGGUGAUUCAGGUUAUGUUCCCACAACAAGCCUAUACUCUAGCUUCUUUGAUGAGAUCGUGCAGCCCCAGAAAGGCACCGGAGCUUCAGCCUACUUACUCGACGCUCGCAAGGUCGGUGUCACUAACGCCGAGGUUCAGCAAGUGUGCUUCGGGAAACUAGGUGGUUCAUUCUACACACACGAAAGUAUGCUGGCGAACCCGCUCACCUUUGCCCUGGCGAAAGAUGCUCUUACUCAUAAAGGUCCUGGAAAGAUAUCGAGGCUGGACUUGGCAAAGGUCUGCAGCACUUCUCUUGCGCCUGGGCUUGGUUUGGAAGAUCUUUUGAUCACGGAGAAUUCGAUUGCAAUUGCUGGUAUUUCUCUUGUUUUGUAUUUGCCCAAGGUCAAGCAGGAGCCUGCGGUGAAACAAUAUGCUCUGAAGGUUGCUGCCAAGUGCUAA
Messenger RNA from Fusarium sp. VM40, 1407 nucleotides. The record is from the annotation of a GenBank genome assembly. NCBI's taxonomy places the organism in Eukaryota, Fungi, Ascomycota, Sordariomycetes, Hypocreales, Nectriaceae.